UCUGGUUGCAGAUCCCGGGCGAACCUGCAGUUACUAACCCCCAGCCAGACUCGAGUAUGCAGGCUGCGCAGCUUCUUUGCAUAUCGUUGAAAAUAGAGCUCAUGUGGCUGCUGCCUUUAAGAGCAAAGCCUUUAUGCCUCGACAAAGCCACAGACCCAAGCAUGGUGGAGCAGGAUUGGUCAGCUAUCCAGAAUUUCUGUGAGCAGGUGAACACCGACCCCAAUGGCCCAACACAUGCGCCCUGGCUACUGGCCCACAAGAUCCAGUCUCCACAAGAGAAGGAAGCCCUUUACGCCCUGACGGUUCUGGAGAUGUGCAUGAACCACUGCGGGGAGAAGUUCCACAAUGAGGUGGCCAAGUUCCGCUUCCUGAACGAGUUGAUCAAAGUAUUGUCCCCAAAGUACCUAGGGGCCUGGGCCACGGAGAAGGUUAAAGGAAGAGUUAUCGAAAUCCUCUUUAGCUGGACAGUCUGGUUUCCAGAAGACAUCAAGAUCCGAGAUGCCUAUCAGAUGCUGAAGAAGCAAGGUAUAAUAAAGCAAGAUCCUAAACUACCGAUGGAUAAAAUCUUACCCCCACCUUCUCCCUGGCCAAAGAGCUCCAUCUUUGAUGCUGAUGAGGAAAAGUCAAAGCUUCUGACAAGACUCCUUAAGAGCAACCACCCUGAGGAUCUUCAGGCUGCAAACCGGCUGAUCAAGAAUUUGGUCAAGGAGGAACAAGAAAAGUCAGAGAAGGUUUCCAAGCGAGUCAGUGCAGUGGAGGAAGUACGGAGCCACGUGAAGGUGCUGCGGGAGAUGCUGAGCAUGUACCGCAGGCCCGGCCAGGCCCUGCCUGACCAGGAGGCCUUGCAGGUUGUGUAUGAAAGAUGUGAGAAGCUGCGGCCAACCCUGUUCCGGCUAGCAAGUGACACCACCGAUGAUGACGACGCACUGGCGGAGAUUCUUCAAGCAAAUGACCUUCUCACUCAGGGGGUUCUGCUGUACAAACAGGUGGUGGAGGGACGAGUCAACGUGGGGAAUGCAGUGGCCGCUCCAGUGGGAGAAGUUACUGUCCCUAGAGUUUUUCCUAAUCAAGUGGCCUGUGGGAAGAACUGCCCCCUCAUUGACCUGGAGGGACCCUCUUUGCUUCAUCAGGACCUGGCAGCCUUAGGGAUCAGCGAUAUUCCCACUACGACCAAGGUUGUCAUUCCAAGUUGCUGUAAAGACAAGAAACAGCCUGCUGCCAUCACACUCCUGGGGGGUGCAGUUGAGAGCCUUUCUGCUGACAGGAACUUGCUGGAUCUCCUCUCGCCACAGCCAACUCCAGGACCACUGAAUUAUGUUCCACAAAAAAGCAUCCCCAAGGAAGUGCCACCAGGUACCAAGGCCUCUCCAGGAUGGUCCUGGGAGGCUGGACCACUGGCUUCUUCCCCAGCCUCACAGAAUACACCUCUGGCUCAAGUGUUUGUCCCUUUGGAGUCUGUGAAACCCA
This is a messenger RNA of Cricetulus griseus (Chinese hamster), 1467 nucleotides long. Lineage: Eukaryota; Metazoa; Chordata; Mammalia; Rodentia; Cricetidae. The record is from RefSeq and is a predicted model, not a curated record.